This is a messenger RNA of Vigna angularis (adzuki bean), 1963 nucleotides long. RefSeq lists its product as uncharacterized. Lineage: Eukaryota; Viridiplantae; Streptophyta; Magnoliopsida; Fabales; Fabaceae. Gene Ontology annotation, biological process: iron ion transport. Gene Ontology annotation, cellular component: early endosome; recycling endosome; plasma membrane. The record is from RefSeq and is a predicted model, not a curated record. Bases 95 to 1435 code for a protein of 446 amino acids. The transcript has 6 exons.
ACUCAUCACCCUCUGUUCAAGGUCAUAUGACGUGACGUGUCAAUGCAUAUGUUUAAUUCUCGUCUUCUCAACCCUAAAUUCCAAGCUCUCAUUCAUGUUUUGUGUUUCCACUAUUUUAGAUUUCCAGCCACUUCCACCACCACCCACCUCUGGCGGUGAUUACGAUUACGAGCCUCACCUAUCGCCACCGGCGCUUCCGCCUGUGCCUGCUGCUGCUGGUGAUAGCGAUCCUCUCUCCGGCGAGUCCGUUCCCACGUCGCCGGCGGUGAUUGGGAAGCGGCAUCAUGGAUCUCCAGAAGCUCCGGUGAAGGACAACGGCGGCGUGUGGUGGUGUUCGGUGAGGGAGGAAGUGGAGGAGUGUAGAUUCUUUGUGAGUGUGAUUAACCAACUAACGGGCUACUCAUGGAAAUGUGUCCAAAGAGAAAAAGCCCAAGAGUGCAUGGUUUCGAUUCAGAAAGGAGAAGCAGAUUUGGUGAACUUAGAAGCAGGGCUUGCUUAUACUGCAUUCAUCAACCACUCAAUGAAAGCCAUAGCCAGUGAGAUGUACUGUGACCAUUCAAAAACCUAUGAAGCAGUUGCAGUGGUAAACAGAAGGGCAUGUGAGAGCAAAGAAAAGAUCAGUUUAAUGGAUUUCAAAGACCACAAGUCUUGUCAUGGAGGUUACUCCACAGCAGUUGGAUGGAACUACCCCAUCAAUUACAUUAAAAAUUUAAUUAACAGUGCAGAACAAGAUGGCAGGAAAAUUGCAACUAAUUUUUUCUCUGCUAUCUGUGCUCCAUCAGAGGUUGAAGGUCUUGAUAUAUGCAGUGCAUGCAGCAAAGAGAAUGAAACCUGCUCUGAAAGGGGUAAAUACUCUGGUCAUUCAGGAGCUUUUAGGUGCCUAGUAGAGGAAUUGGGAGACAUUGCUUUUGUCAAGAGUGAUACUGUAUUGCUCUAUUCAAUGGAGGGGCCUCAUACCCAAUCAUGGUCAACAAAGUCUGUUAGGGACUUCAUGUAUCUUUGUCCGCAAGGAGGGUGCAGAGAAAUCAAUGACUAUCCUGGAGAUUGUUCAUUUGGAGCCGUUCCUGCAGAUGUGAUAAUGGCUCAUAACUCGAUGCCCAACAAGAAGAGAGAGCAUAUUUUGGAAACAUUAACGAAUACUAGUUUGGCGGAUGCUCUUCAUGCCCCCAACAAUGUUCGCGGCCACUUAUUUAGUGCAAGUACCCAAGGACUAGCCAUGAUUGAAAAGAUCACAAGGCUAUAUCUGGGGAAAUCAGCUUCAAUCUCACAGAGCAUACAAAAAUUGAAUUCCCCAGAAACCGGAGCCAACUCAUAUGAAGCAGAUAACGGUUCUGAAGAAUCUUCUUCAUCUUCUUACAUUUGCUGUUCACAAGUAAUGACUAUGCUCGUACUCCUGAUGUCACUGCUGAUACUUGGAAUACUCACUCCAAAAUAGAACAAAAAUUGGUAUUAUUCUAUUCAUAUGCAUUACAAAUUACUGCAGGUACUAUUUUUUUUUUUUGUGGUAACAUUGAAAAAAAACUAGCAUGACGAGCUCCGAAAAAACAAAAAAGACAUGGUUUUAUAUUUAAUUCCUUUACUGUAUCUGUAGGUUUCAAUAACGAAAAGUAGUACUGUUCACUGAAUUCUUACCUUGAUAUUGGAAUUGAGAAAAUUUGCCAAUUUCAAAUGAAAACUAUUAACUUUUUCCCAUUUAAGUUUAUCACCUUGUUCAUCGCCAACCCAUAUGUACAGAUAUUUGAAAGCAUACUGUGGUCUGAAAACCUCAGAAUCAAUCUAAACCAGUUUUUUACAGUUUAAUCAAUCUAAUGAAGCUUUAUACACGAGGUACAUAGCAAUAUAUACAUAUAUACGAAAAGUAUGAGUAAGAGGAAUGUCACCAGUGCUCCAUAAUUGAGAAAAAUGCCCAGGUCCUACAGACAAUGUCAGACAUGAGCAUUGAAUUAAUAGGACUAUAUAAAUC